CAAGUUGAAACCCUAAUUCAGUAACUUCCCCCCACGGCUAUUUCUUCUCCGCCGCGAUCAUUCAUCAUUUCUUUCUUUCUUUCUUUUUUUUUAAAUAAUAAAAUUUGAAAAGCGUCCUUUAUAAAGCUCGGCUUCUAGGUAGGGUUUUUUUUCCCCAGUCCGAUUGACUAGAGAGAGAGAGAGAGGGGAGAGAGAAAGGAGGGCAAAAUGAAGACAAUCCUCUCAUCGGAAACCAUGGAAAUCCCUGAGGGGGUUAAGAUCAAGGUCCACGCGAAGGUAAUAGAAGUGAAGGGACCAAGGGGAAAGAUCACCAGAAACUUCAAACACCUGAACCUGGAUUUCGACCUCAUCUCCGACGAGACCUCCGGCAAGCGACAGCUAAAGAUCGAGUCGUGGUUCGGUUCUCGGAAGACCAGCGCCGCCAUCCGUACGGCGCUCAGCCAUGUCGAGAACCUUAUUUCUGGAGUAACCAAGGGAUACCGGUAUAAGAUGCGCUUCGUCUAUGCUCAUUUUCCCAUCAAUGCGUCGAUCACCCACGGAAACAAGUCUAUUGAGAUCAGAAAUUUCUUAGGCGAGAAGAAGGUGAGGAAGGUGGACAUGCUUGAGGGAGUUUCUAUCAUAAGAUCUGAUAAAGUUAAGGAUGAACUCGUUUUGGACGGAAAUGACAUCGAGCUUGUCUCUCGGUCCGCUGCUCUGAUAAAUCAGAAAUGUCACGUCAAGAACAAAGAUAUCAGGAAGUUCCUUGAUGGGAUCUAUGUCAGCGAGAAGGGGACAAUUCUUGAUGAGGAAUGAAACAGUAGAGACUGAUUGAAAGUUCUAGACUUCUAUUAGAUUUAUUUUUUGUUAAUUUUGUAGCUUUUUGUUUUCGGAUAUUGAUAGCGCUGAUAGGCUUUUUGACUGCUCCUGAGUAUUAUUUCAGCAGCUUCUAAAAGCAAUAUUUUGAAGAAUGAAUCGAUAGUUAUAAUAUGAAAGUUAUCACAAAUUCUGGAUGAUUAAAACGUAUUUCGUUUUAUCUUAUCCAUUUUCUUACUACGCCGUUCGUCAAAUAAUGUGGUGGAAGAUUUCUUUUUGUUAAGAUGUCCAUUUAUGAAAUGAGGCUGUAAGUUAUAGAAAACGUAUCUCUGGUUUUUGUAUGUCCAUCUUUGGACCCUUCUUCCCUUCCAAUAGUUUUU
This is a messenger RNA of Morus notabilis, 1172 nucleotides long. Its product is annotated as 60S ribosomal protein L9. Gene Ontology annotation, cellular component: cytosolic large ribosomal subunit; ribosome. The coding region runs from base 208 to 792 and encodes 194 amino acids. The transcript is spliced from 3 exons. Gene Ontology annotation, biological process: cytoplasmic translation. The record is from RefSeq and is a predicted model, not a curated record. Gene Ontology annotation, molecular function: structural constituent of ribosome; rRNA binding. Lineage: Eukaryota; Viridiplantae; Streptophyta; Magnoliopsida; Rosales; Moraceae.